CUCUCAGCCCCCUCCAUAAAGGCUGCUGCUGCUGCUGCUGCUGCUGCUGCCUCCCCGGACCUUGGCGCCUAGAAGGGCAAUGGCCAGGGCAUUCAGGGUGCUGGCCCCGCUUUGCCCCAGAGGCCCGGCCUUGCCCUGGGCCCCCGGGGCGCCGAGGAGGAAGAGUCUGGCCUCUGGGGCUCCUGGCUCUGCCCCCCAGAGACCCCGCAGGCUGGAGCUGAGGGGCAUCUACCCGCCCCUAGCCACCCCCUUCACCCCCCAAGGAGGGCUCGACUACGGGCGCCUGGAGGAGAACCUCCGCCUCUAUGAGAGGAUCCCUUUCAGAGGUUUUGUGGUGCAGGGUUCCAAUGGAGAAGCUCCCUACUUGACACAACAGGAACGUCUGGAAGUAGUGAGUCUGGUGCGUCAAACAAUGCCCAAGGAAAAUCUCCUACUUGCUGGGACUGGAUGUGAAUCAACUCAAAACACCAUUGAGAUGACAGCACAAAUGGCUGACAGGGGUGCUGAUGCUGCCCUUGUGGUAACUCCUUUCUACUUCCGGGGAAGCAUGACCAGUGCAGCCUUGAUCCAUCAUUACACACAGGUGGCUGAUGCCUCUCCAAUCCCUGUGAUACUCUAUAGUGUCCCAGCCAACACAGGCCUGGAACUGCCCAUUGAUGCAGUGCUCACCCUAGCACAGCACCCCAACAUUGUGGGAAUCAAGGACAGUGGUGGCAAUAUCACCCGUGUGGGACUCCUUGUCCACAAGACCCAGAAUGAGGACUUUCAAGUUCUGGCAGGAUCAGCUGGUUUUCUGCUGGCCAGCUAUAUUGUAGGUGCUGCUGGAGGAAUUUGUGCUCUUGCCAAUGUACUUGGCACUCGUGUAUGUCAGCUGGAGCAGCUGUGUCAUGCUGGAAGUUGGGAUGAGGCCCGUGAACUGCAGCAUCGGCUCAUUGAACCAAACAUUGCAGUGACUCAAAAAUUUGGAGUCCCAGGCCUCAAGCAGGCCAUGGAAUGGUUUGGUUACCAUGGGGGAUUCUGCCGUGCCCCCUUGCUCCCUUUAAGUGAGACACAAGUGACAGCACUGCGCCAGGAUUUCAGCUCCAAUGGCUGGCUCUAAAAGACAGUGCUGUUUCAAGCAAUAACUUGAAUCCUGAAAUAGCCAGUAGACUUUUUCCUGCCUAGUUGGGCAUGAAAGUUUUUACACUUACUGAAAUACAAGUCAUUCAACCUACA
Molecule: messenger RNA, 1215 nt
Organism: Sceloporus undulatus (fence lizard)
Lineage: Eukaryota; Metazoa; Chordata; Lepidosauria; Squamata; Phrynosomatidae
Gene: HOGA1
Product: 4-hydroxy-2-oxoglutarate aldolase 1
Exons: 7
Coding region: 80-1099 (339 amino acids)
Biological process (GO): N-acetylneuraminate catabolic process
Molecular function (GO): 4-hydroxy-tetrahydrodipicolinate synthase activity; N-acetylneuraminate lyase activity
Source: RefSeq, a predicted model, not a curated record